AUGACAAGAGUCGAGGCUUAUGAGCAUUUAAAGGAAGAGUACAAGGUCCAUGUUCAUCUGAAGAAAUUAGGGAAGGCACUACACAAGGCCAAGAAAAACAUAGAAGGAAGUGAAAAGGAACAGUAUGGCAAGCUAAGGGACUACCUAGCUGAACUUUUGAGGAGCAACCUUGGCUCCACUUGCCAGAUGCAAGUAAUUCCACAACCAGUCCCUAACAGCCCACCAAUUUUUAACAAACUGUAUGUCUGCCUUGAUGCCUGCAAGAAAGGAUUCAAAGCUGGUUGUAGACCAUUGAUUGGAUUGGAUGGAUGUUUCUUGAAAGGUUACUAUGGGGGACAACUAUUGAGUGCAGUGGGAGAUGAUGCAAACAAGAGCUUUUAUGUCAUUGCUUUUGCAGUUGUUGACAAUGAGACCAAAGAAAAUUGGAAGUGGUUUCUGACCUUGCUACAAGAAGACAUUGGCAGUUGUGAAGUGCAUGGAUGGAACUUUAUAAGUGAUCAGCAAAAGGGUUUGAUACCAGCAUUACAGGAGGUCAUGCCUGGUGCCCAUCAUAGGUUCUGUGUACAGCACGUGUGGAAGAAUUUUACUAAGCAAUGGAAGGACAAAGCCAUUAGGGGAAUAGUAUGGGAGGCUGCACAAUGCACAACUGUGCCCCAAUUCCAAAGAACAAUGGAUAAAUUGAAGGAGUUGAAUGAAGAUGCUUGGGCAUACCUCAACAAGAUUCACCCCUCAUGCUGGGUUAAGGCAUAUUUUAGUCACUGGCCCAAGUGUGACAAUAUAACCAAAAACAUGGCUGAGGUGUGGAAUGCAAAAAUUGUUGCAUACAGGUCCAAGCCCAUUGUCAGCCUAUGUGAAGAAUUGAGAUGCUAUAUCAUGAUGAGAAUGGCUGCCCAUCAACGAAUUCUGGGUACUGUUAGGGGUAAAAUUGCCCCAGCUCAACAGAAAAAGCUGGAUCAAUUGAAGGUGUUAAGCAACUCCUGGACACCAAUUUGGACAGGGAACUUGGAGCAAGACUUAUAUGAAGUGACUGCAAAGGGUGAAAGGGUUGGUGUCAAUCUUACCUACAAGACUUGUGCAUGUAAUGUCUGGCAGCUCACAGGAAUGCUGUGUGAGCAUGCAAUUGCUGCAAUAUGCCACAAGAAUGAACCAGCAGAGCUUUAUGUCCAUCAAUGGCUGACAGUGGAUGCUUUGCAUAGGCACAUUAGCCGUCCCAAAAAGCAUUGGAAGAAGGAUGAAACUGAGGAGCAAGUCAGCAAAACAAAAAAAUUAAAGAGGGCACAUGCUGCAGUUUGUGCUAAAUGUGGGCAAUCUGGUCAUUAUGCCAAGACCUGUAAGGGACCAGCUACAAGCAAGAGAGGGAGGAGAGCAACAGCACCUUCACAUGCAGUUAAUGUCAACAUAGCAGCUCCAAAUGAAGAGGAGAUCCCUCUGAGUCAAGGAAGACCUUCAACGCAGUCCCAGGCACCUGAGGAAGCCGUUAGGGGCAACAGCCCACCACCUACAGCCCCACCACCAGCAGAACAAUUGUCAACUGAAACUGUCAAUGCAACAAGCAGUGGCACAAGGAGCAGGCUUAUGGCAUUCAUGGCCACACCUGGGUUUAGGCCACCAAAACUAGCUUGA
Messenger RNA from Gastrolobium bilobum, 1623 nucleotides. RefSeq lists its product as uncharacterized. Gene Ontology annotation, molecular function: transposase activity; DNA binding; zinc ion binding. The coding region runs from base 1 to 1623 and encodes 540 amino acids. Lineage: Eukaryota; Viridiplantae; Streptophyta; Magnoliopsida; Fabales; Fabaceae. The transcript has 3 exons. Gene Ontology annotation, biological process: DNA transposition. The record is from RefSeq and is a predicted model, not a curated record.